AUGGCGGCGGCGGCUGCUGCCUGCGCUCAGAUCCAGCUCGGCUCCGUUAACGCCGCCGGUACCGGCAAGAAACAACACUGUCACCGGGAACACACGCGGAGGAACCGGGAGAACUCACGGCGGAGACAAGCAGCUCUGCUGUUCCUCAGUAACAUCUCUCUGGACGGGCGGCCGGUGCUUAGCAACGCAGCGGAGUACGGAGGAGGAAGCGACCGGACCAACCGCCACAAAGAGGCCGACUCAGAGAGCGCUGAACCCGGGGAGGUGGCGGUGGCAGCGGCGGGGCUGUUCCCGGACACCCACAGCUACGGGACCUUCCCUAGUUUAUCCGCCUCUGUCAGCUGCGGGGAUGUAAACCCAUCACCGAGAGUAGGGACCGGUCUCCUCACUAUACCGCCCAUCCUCGUCCUGCCGUCGGACACUGAGUUUAACGAUGCGGGCAGUGCGGAGGUGUUCCUCGGCUCCCACAGAGGCUCCUUCUCUACCCCGGGGAACAGCAACCUUCUGUCGGCGUCGCCCUCCAACAACAGCCUGCUGCCUUCCCCGCUGGGACCGAGGAAGUCCUCCACGCUGCUGUCGGUGCAAAGCUGUAGCUCGGUGUCCUCCGAGCCUCGACAAAGGACUCGUAAUCUCUCCGGUGGUUCUCCUAAACCUCGACACACCAAGAAGAUCCACUUCAUCAAAAACAUGAAACAGUACGACACCAGAGGCAGCAG
Molecule: messenger RNA, 716 nt
Organism: Scomber scombrus (Atlantic mackerel)
Lineage: Eukaryota; Metazoa; Chordata; Actinopteri; Scombriformes; Scombridae
Product: CDK5 and ABL1 enzyme substrate 1-like
Exons: 2
Source: RefSeq, a predicted model, not a curated record